Molecule: messenger RNA, 1060 nt
Organism: Pterocles gutturalis (yellow-throated sandgrouse)
Lineage: Eukaryota; Metazoa; Chordata; Aves; Pterocliformes; Pteroclidae
Product: metastasis-associated protein MTA1-like
Exons: 9
Biological process (GO): double-strand break repair; negative regulation of transcription by RNA polymerase II; response to ionizing radiation
Cellular component (GO): nucleoplasm; NuRD complex
Molecular function (GO): sequence-specific DNA binding; transcription coactivator activity; transcription corepressor activity
Source: RefSeq, a predicted model, not a curated record
UAACAAGCCAAACCCCAACCAGAUCAAUGUAAAUAAUGUCAAACCAGGAGUGGUAAAUGGUACAGGAGUACAGGCACAGAACGCGGGAGCAGGACGGGCCUGUGAAAGCUGUUAUACCACACAGUCUUACCAGUGGUAUUCUUGGGGUCCCCCUAACAUGCAGUGUCGCCUCUGUGCAUCCUGUUGGACCUACUGGAAGAAAUACGGUGGCUUGAAAAUGCCAACACGGUUAGAUGGGGAGAGACCAGGACCAAACCGCAAUAAUUUGAGUCCUCAUGGUGUGCCAGUACGAAACAGUGGGAGUCCCAAGUUUGCUAUGAAGACCCGACAAGCUUUCUAUCUCCAUACAACAAAACUGACAAGAAUUGCCAGACGUUUAUGUCGAGAUAUCUUGCGCCCUUGGCAUGCGGCAAGACAUCCCUAUCUGCCUAUUAACAGCGCAGCAAUCAAAGCAGAAUGCACAGCACGUUUACCUGAGGCAUCAGAAAACCCAUUGCUGUUAAAGCAAGUGGUUCGAAAGCCUUUAGAAGCAGUACUCCGGUAUUUAGAGUCUCAUCCGUGUCCUCCGAAACCAGAUCCUGCAAAGAGCUUGUCCAGUUCUCUCAACAAUCUGACUCCUGCUAAGUUUACACCUGUCAUUAAUAAUGGGUCCCCAACUAUCCUGGGAAAAAGAAGUUACGAACAACACAAUGGAAUGGACGGCAACAUGAAGAAGCGCCUGUUGAUGCCUAGCAGGGGUCUGCCUAACCACGGACAAACCAGACAAAUGGGACCAAGCCGAAACUUGCUGCUCAAUGGGAAAUCAUACCCAACAAAAGUCCGAUUAAUUCGUGGUGGAUCCAUGCCUCCAGUGAAAAGGAGGAGGAUGAACUGGAUUGAUGCACCAGAUGAUGUUUUUUACAUGGCCACUGAAGAAACCAGGAAAAUCCGCAAGCUGCUUUCCUCUUCUGAAGCCAAGCGAGCCGCCAGACGCCCUUACAAGCCUAUUAUCCUCCGGCCCAUCCAGGCAGUGCAGCUCCGCCAGCCCAUGAAUGAUGAACCCAUAAUCAUUGAGGAUUAA